Messenger RNA from Cyclospora cayetanensis, 3711 nucleotides. RefSeq names its product mucin-19. Gene Ontology annotation, cellular component: nucleolus; nucleoplasm. NCBI's taxonomy places the organism in Eukaryota, Apicomplexa, Conoidasida, Eucoccidiorida, Eimeriidae. The record is from RefSeq and is a predicted model, not a curated record.
AUGCCAUUUCUCGAUGGCAUUGAGGUGUCUGACGAGCUCGCCGGUCUUACAGGCUUUGGGAUCGGGGCGGAGAGCCUUGACGGCGACGGCAGGAACGGGAGAGAUGCCUUCUUCUUUUACGAUCCAGCCAAGGAUCCCCGCCUUUCUCAGCCACAGCACACCCCCCACCGUCAGCAGCCUGCACUUGGGCCGCAUCAGCAGCAGGAGGCUGCAGCGCGCGCUGCAGCCGCUGCCGCCGCUGCCGCUGCUGCUGCCGCGUCGAAGAAGGGGGGAGCGGCUUCCAGGCGACCUGCCGCUGCUCCCUUCGCACUGGAAGAGGGGGCGCUUGCCCUCACGAGGCGUCAAGAUAUGAGUCUCUUCAGUCCACUGCCGCUUGAGGCCGACGAUCUGAGUCUUUGUGAAGGGCUGCUCGCGACGUGGCGUUUGCCGUUGGAGCGCCUGAAGCCUCUGCUUCUCAUAGACAGGCUUGCUCCCGAGGAGGAGCCUUGGAUUUCCGGCACGACGAUGCUUGCCGUUAUUGGCCUUCCUGUUGACAUUUGCUGCUCUCACGCUGGCGCGCUGCUCGCUGCAGCGUGGCUUCGAGCAGUGGGGGCGUCGCCGGAUACGGCUCUAGACGAGGAUCUCCGUAGAGGUAUUCAAGUCUUCAGAGAGGGCGGCCUGCUGGCUGGCAGCAGCCCUCCUCUGCUGCAUGACGGCGCGAAAGACUUUCAGUUUCCGCAGCACCAUGCAGGGAGUGCUGCCACCCUUUGGCCCCCCGUCUCUCCCUCUGACGAGCUGUCGGGGGCUGUAGAACUCUUCGAUCACUACGGACCGUCCAAUUCAGUCCCCAGUGACGUGGCAGCUGCCCCUCCGCUUACUUUCGUUGCAUCUGCUGGAGCAGAGGCCUCUGCGCCUCUCGGAGGGGCGGCUGGCAACAACAGCAGCAGCGGCAGCAGCAGCACCAGCAGCAGCAGCAGCAGCAGCAGCAAACAGCAGCAACAGCAGCGGCUCGUAGGGAUCAAGAAGGUGUCUCUCUUGCUGGGGGCCGAUGCCAGCGCGCUGAACGCACUGCCAGUCUCUUCCCUGCGGCAGGGUGUAGCUACAGCGGGAACUGCUGCUGCUGCCUCCCCCCCCACUGGGCUCUGCAGCAACUCCCUGCCUGCCAUGGCACUGCUGCAUGCGGAAAACGAGGCGGCAGCUAAGAAGCUUUGGCUCGUCUUUUCUUCUGGAGAGUGCAUGGUGUACGGCUUCACGCUGGUGAUGAUGCCUGACCCCUCGGGAUUGCGCAUCUUCUGCGAAGCCGCAGCGGCAACGUUCUCCCAUAAUGACCUUUUGGCAUUGCAGCAGCGGCAGCAGAAGCAGCAGCAGCAGCAGCAGCAGAAGCAGCAGCAGCAGAACAACGGGGGGCCAGCUGUCACCGCCCUCCUGCCAUACACCACAGAAGACGACCUGCCGCUCCUCCAGGGAGUCGCCUCGCAGCUCCAUGCGACGGCUGCUAUUGCUGAGGGUUUAGCCUGUUGCGCGCUGCAGUUUACGUGCCUGGAUGCUGCACUGCAGCAUGCAGCUGUAUCGUGCCGCUUCAGGGCUCUUGAUGGGGGAUCCGUCUUGGCGCUGCUUUUGGCAGCCACACCUCCACGCCACCCGCAGCAGCAGCAGCAGCAACAAGGCCCGCCAUGCACCCUGAGGCUCCUGCCUGCGGUUAUUCGGCAGCCGCUGCCUUCCAGUGCAGCAUCAGCAUCAGCAUCAGCAUCAGCCUCAGCGACAAAAAGUGCCGGUGUAAGUACGUCGCCACCGCUCCAAGACACUGAGGGGCUGCCUCCUGCCUUUGCGGAGGCCCUUGUGAAUGCUACCCGCAAUGCGCAGCAAGACUUGGCGGCAGCUGAGGCAGCAGCAGCAGCCGCAAGGAAGUCUGCCCCUGCGGAUCCUGCGGCAGCAGUUUCUUCGCCUUCUUCUGCCGUAGUGGCAGUCCGUUCCAAACCUGCUGCCUGCGCAAAAGCAGCCUCGAAGUCAUCGGCAGGGGCAUCUAGUGUUGCGCCUGAGUGCAGCAGUACCAGUAUUGCGACUACUACUAGCAGCAGCAGUAGCAGCAGUAGUAGCAGCCAUGCUGGCGCCGAGUUGGGUACUGCCGCAGCAGUGCUCGCUGCGGCUACAGCCCCUGCCACCAAAGCAAGCGCCUCGAAAGCCUCCGCGACUUCGUCAGGCGCCGCACUGGUGGGUGUGAACCGUCCAGCUGCGAAAUCCUCUGUUGGUUUCGCCCGCCCCGUAAUGCAGCCGCCUUACCCAGCCGGGAUGGCAGCAGCCGCUACUGCCGUUGCUGCAGGGGACCGAUAUCCUCCUCGGAAGCGCCUCCGCCGUCUGCACAGGAGCAGCAGCAGCAGCAGCACUUCCAGCUCCAGCUCAGAGGGUGAAGAAGCGACCAGGAAACAGCAGCAGGCUGCGCGCCAGCAGCAGCAGGAGACGCGCAGGGUGCAGCCUGCUGCAGCAAAGGCCUCCCCCAAGGUGGCCAGGCUGAUGGCACUGGGGCAUCGCUCGUGUGCGGUGUCGUCUGCUCCUGCAGCGCGGAUGGAAGAGACUCCGGAUCUUCCUGACGCAACGGGGGGGAAGGACGGUGCUGCACUCGAGGGCGACGCGCGCAUGGAGGUCGCAUCCACGGAUACUCGCGGAAGCAGCGCAGCAGCUCGGGGCAGUGGAAGAGGAAGGCGGGGAGCUAGAAGGGGUCGAGGGGCGAGGGCUGCAGUGACGCCUGUAAGAGUUUCCCCCCGCUUGGCGGGUGCAGUUCCGAUUCUAGGAGUUGGUAUGUGGGCUCCCCCGAACUGGGGUAGUCCUCAAGCAGCGGCGGCAGCAGCUGCUGCUGCUGGCGCGGCUGCCGCGGUAGCGGCACAAGGGACGCUCCAAGCAAGGGCCUUCGUCUCCGAGGCUGCGUGGAUCGAGGCGAGCAGCAGCAGCAGAAGCAGAAGCCGAAGCAGCAACAGCGGGGAAAGCAGCCGUGCCGGCAGCUUCUCCGCGAGCGACAGGCAGAACAGAGAGGAGGAGGAGGUGGCGGGGCAGGCGUCAAAGAGUGGCGCCCCUGCCGGGAAGACGGAAGGAAGGACUGCUGCACGCGACAGAAGCCCUCUCGUUGGCGAUCUUGCGGACAGCUCCGCUUUCGGCGGCAGAGGCGACAGCACUGCAACGGCAGACGCCGUGCCGCCUGUAGCCUUAGCAGGCCCCCCGAGUCCAGUGCGUGGCGAGAAGGCUGCAGGUGAGGCUUUAAAGGGUAGUGGGCAGCUGACGGCAUCAGGGGGGAGGGGGCGGCGGGGACCUUCCAGCCGCAGGAGCAGCGAUUCGACUUCCAACAAGGAUGGUGCCAGCAGUUCUAGUAGCUACACUACUACCAGCAGCAGCAGCAGCAGCAGCGACACCGCCAGCAACAGCAGCAGCACAGACAGCAGCACAGGCGCAACUGGCAGCACCAACGGUGCACCUGAGAAAGAAAUGCCUCCUUCCCCGCAGGGUGAAAUGCACUCAGCGGAGGACGAGCACGCCUCUCAAGAGAGGGGUUCAGGACCUGGCGAAAUGCUGCAUGCACAAGGUCCUCUCCCGCCGCGCCGAGGCAUGAGAGGAAGGCCUCGUUCGAGAGGCCUCGGAAGGGGCCCCCCCAGGGGAGGGGGCCCCCCCACGCUGCGGUCCCCUGGAACCGUCAGGCGCUCCCACAGACUUGUCUCGGGGGGUUCUGAGGCUGAGGGUGCGUAA